GGCACAAGGGCGGCCCAUCGGAUCGUGAUUUUAGCCAUGACUCAUCCCACCCCUCCUUCAACCGUAUAUAAUAGGUUCUCGCAGUUGUACUCUAGGCUCGCACCAGAACCGAGAAGAUGCCCCCUAUGCCGCGAUCUAAAUUGUGGGGUGCCCACUUCAUCACGCUCAUCGCUCCAAUUGUCUCCGCAAUAGAGGUCACAAUUCCUCUCACUGCACCCUCGGGGGCAGCAUCACUUAUGGGGAACCUCGUUUCCCUUUCAAUCGAGCAAGAUAGAUGGAUCGAUUGGGCAGGGACGACAGAACCUAAUGCAUUCUUUAACAACGUCCUUGAUAACUUCAUCCAAAUCACGAAUACUCCUCCCUUCGUGAGAAUAGGUGCUGACUCGGAGGACCACACUGAUUUCAGCUAUGACGUUGAGUACGAAGAAGAUAUUUUCCCUCCUUCGAGCGCAAUCACGCCAUACCCAGAAGCCACUAAUAUCACUGUUGGCCAAGGCUUCUAUAACAUCAUCUCUCAUCUUCCAAAUGGAACGCAAGUUCACUGGGGCGUGAACUUGAGGGAAUACAACCUCACGGCAGCCUAUCUCGAAACUCUUGCGCUCAUGAACGCAUUUUCUUCUCCUGCCGUCAUAGAGAAAAACAUCACUCUGAAGUUCAUCGAAGUCGGCAACGAAGCUGAUCUCUACUACAGCAAUCAGGGCCGUAACAGUAGCUGGGAUGUACAAGAAUAUGUGUCUCAGUGGGAGGAAUUUGCGUAUAACGUAUCGACAACAGCCAACCUCUCCGAGUCAUCAUACACAAAAUUAAUUGGAGCCGCUUUCGCAGGGUCUUCUAACAACAAUCUUAGCGGUUUCUCUCCGCAAGCUAUAUUUAAUCUGGGGAUCCUUGAAUCUCCUGCAGGUCAACUAAUCGAGACCAUUUCGCAGCACCAUUACAGUGGCUCAUUCUGUACUGGCGGCGGAUCUGUGAUGCAGGAUUUAAUGACCAAGAGCUAUAUCCGUGGCAAUAUAUCCAUGUUUGUCCCCGAUAUUGAAGCAACCUCGGCCGAGGGGCUGGACUACAUCCUCGGGGAGACGAACAGUAUGAGUUGCCACGGUGCACCUAGUAAGGUCGACAACAUGGACAUAAGUUGCAAUCACUUACAUAUGGCCGUCCUUCUUUUAUCAGAUGUUAGCAAUACAGCCGGCGCCGCCCUCUGGUUACUUGACUACACUUUGUAUGCUACACAAGUCGGUAUCAGUCGCCUACACUUCCACGACGGCAUUGGCUACAAGUACAAUUUGAUUCAACCCACGACGCUUAACUACUCCAUCCUCGACGGUUCCCCAAUUGCACCGCUAGCACCACAUGUACAACCAGCAUACUACGCAGCCAUCAUCGCCGCAGAGGCUAUCGGGUCAUCUGGGACCACGCAGGCAGUCGAAAUCUCCAUCGACGAGGAUAAUGUGUCAGGCUAUGCAUUUUACGAGAAUGGCAGCCUCUCAAAAGCCGUCUUCAUAAACUUGAUCGCUUACUUUUCCGGCGCUGGUGCAAGGAAUUCGACUCACAUCGAUUUCUCUUUUUCGGGUUCCGGAUAUACGGCUAAUAAUAUGAGCGUGAAGACGCUGAAUAUUGGAUAUGCGUCCGAUACCACCAAUCUGACCUGGGGAGGUCAGACGUACGAGACUAGCGACGGCAGAGUUAGUGGGCUCCUGACUGUUGACGCCUUACCUAUCAGCUCUGGGGUAGACUUGCAAGAGACGGAAGCAAUCCUCGUUACGUUUCUUUGACAGGAAUGGUUUAGCAUGCAACAGUAAUUCUAAUGCACAGUCACCAGGACAAUUCGUAGUUGCGUCUUGACGCAGGGCUUUCCAUUGGUUGGCGCGUCCAAAGUGAG
Molecule: messenger RNA, 1876 nt
Organism: Suillus subalutaceus
Lineage: Eukaryota; Fungi; Basidiomycota; Agaricomycetes; Boletales; Suillaceae
Product: glycoside hydrolase family 79 protein
Exons: 8
Coding region: 117-1769 (550 amino acids)
Source: RefSeq, a predicted model, not a curated record